ACUCCGCAGAGACACUCGCUGUCAUGGUCAGGUCUGUAUGGUGCACACUGCACAGUCCACGGUCUGCCUAGAUGUGUCGAUGUUUUUGGGUACACUCUACUCUAUUCUGUUCACCGGAGUCCGGACAGUGGUUGGGAGAGCGAAGCGAAGAACACUCUUUGGUACCCUAGGUACCUACGUCUCUGCGGAGUCAACCGACAACCUGAAGGUAUCGACUCUCUUCGGAUUCAACCGACAACCCACGGAUACCGGUACUCUCUGCUCCAUCACCCGCGAUCCGUUUUCCGCCAACUCGAAACUUGACGGCUACCACCAAGUUUCAACGGCCACUAGGUACCUCACCAGAUUUCAUCUCGGUCCCGCAUUCUGCGGACUUGGGUACAUGGCUACACAAAAGCUGCCAGCUAGCUACUAUGAGAGCUGCUGCCUUCAAUCCGAACAUCUACACAGACAGGGUACCCCGCUGCCUGCACUGAGCGCAGCUGACUUUGACAUUUUCCUCGACCACUAAAUACACUUUCUUUUUGGAGGCAUCGGGGCGAAGUACAUACAUACAUGCACAGGCGAAAGACAAACGGGUACCCGGGUACCCGAUUACUGCGCGUAUUUAUCCCUACGUUCUCUAUUUCUGUGGCUAUUUCCGUCCAACUAAAGUAAUGUGCCAACUAGUGU
Tricharina praecox is the source of this 672-nucleotide messenger RNA. RefSeq lists its product as uncharacterized. Bases 38 to 511 code for a protein of 157 amino acids. The transcript is spliced from 2 exons. NCBI's taxonomy places the organism in Eukaryota, Fungi, Ascomycota, Pezizomycetes, Pezizales, Pyronemataceae. The record is from RefSeq and is a predicted model, not a curated record.